Lindgomyces ingoldianus is the source of this 1317-nucleotide messenger RNA. Its product is annotated as putative salicylate hydroxylase. Gene Ontology annotation, molecular function: monooxygenase activity; FAD binding. Gene Ontology annotation, biological process: secondary metabolite biosynthetic process. The transcript has 4 exons. NCBI's taxonomy places the organism in Eukaryota, Fungi, Ascomycota, Dothideomycetes, Pleosporales, Lindgomycetaceae. The record is from RefSeq and is a predicted model, not a curated record. Bases 1 to 1317 code for a protein of 438 amino acids.
AUGUCGCGCCGACCUUUAAAAGUUAUCAUUGUCGGCGCUGGGAUAGGUGGGCUGGCUUGUGCAGUCGCAUGUCGCCAUUCCAACAUCGAUGUUCUUAUUCUUGAAAGAGUGACUGAAAUCUUAGCUGUCGGAGCCGGAAUCCAAACCCCCUCAAACGCGACGCGAGUAUGGCGGCACUAUGGAGUAUUAGACGAGCUUCUGAAGCACGCGGUCAUCAUGGAUGGUAUACAGCUUCGCCGGUGGGAAAAUGGGGACUUGCUAUGUGAUCGUAGUGUGAGUCGGGACAGUCCGCUGAAUACUGGAAGUCCUUGGAUCGCGAUCCACCGAGCAGAUUAUCAGCGUGUUAUUAUUGAUGAAGCGAAACGUUUAGGGGUUAGGAUCCGCCUCGGGGCCCAUGUAGGUAGUGUAGAUUUUGAGAAGGCUGCGGUUACAUUGGAAGAUGGAGAUGUAGUUUCGGGAGACGUUGUUAUCGGUGCAGACGGCCUUUGGUCCACAAUCCGUGAACAACUCCUCACGCACCCCUCCCCACCCUUAGAGACAGGCGACCUCGCGUACCGUGGCACCUUCUCCCGAGAAGCUCUCACAUCCCUCAACGACCCCUCUAUCAAUCAUCUCAUUGAACAGCCGGUCUGCACUCUGUGGCUCGGCGGAUCUAGCCAUGCAGUGUUUUACCCUCUCCGGAAUGGGCAAGAAUUUAACCUCGUUCUCAUCACUCCCGACGACCUUCCAGCAAAUGUGCGGACCCAGCCAGGUGAUGUCCAGCAAAUCCGAGAAAUCUUCAAAGGAUGGGACAGUACUAUCAACAAGAUAAUCUCAAAGAUAGAAACAGUGACCAAGUGGAAAUUGUGCCAUCAUGAAGAGCUAGAGUCGUGGACGAAGGGAAACGUAGCAUUAUUGGGCGAUGCGUGUCAUCCAAGUUUGCCAUACCAGGCGCAAGGCGGGGCAAUGGCGGUAGAAGAUGGGGCGGUGUUGGGGAUAUUACUAGGAUUAUACCAGGACUCAAUAACGGGCUCACCAUCCCCGUCACCGAAUGUAGGAAUUCCUGAUGUAUUGAAGAUGUAUGAGGGGUUGCAGAAGAAAAGAACCACGACCCAGGUGAAAGGAUCAAUAUCGAACCAGCAUAUGUAUCAUAUGCCCGAUGGCCCUGAACAGAGGGAAAGAGAUCGAAUUUUAAAGAGCGCCAGCUGGGUCCGGAAGGAAGCCAACGAGAAUUUCGUAUUCAUUGAUGUCAAAUACCAAGGAAUACUGAUGGGGUUUGAUGCCAUAAAGGAAGCGAGGGAGGUGUGGAGCAAUUUGAUUCACGGAACAGAGUCUUAG